Messenger RNA from Onychomys torridus (southern grasshopper mouse), 488 nucleotides. It is a transcript of the gene Rpl34, whose product is annotated as ribosomal protein L34. The transcript is spliced from 5 exons. Gene Ontology annotation, molecular function: structural constituent of ribosome. Gene Ontology annotation, cellular component: ribosome. Gene Ontology annotation, biological process: translation. The record is from RefSeq and is a predicted model, not a curated record. Lineage: Eukaryota; Metazoa; Chordata; Mammalia; Rodentia; Cricetidae. Bases 91 to 444 code for a protein of 117 amino acids.
CCCCGGCCGCCGGGCACGGAGAGCGAGCGGCUCAGGUCGUGGUAGCAAAGCGCUCAGCGACCGCGACGGUGGAGCCCCCGGGCACUCAGAAUGGUCCAGCGUUUGACAUACCGCCGUAGGCUUUCCUACAACACAGCCUCUAACAAAACUAGGCUGUCUCGAACCCCUGGCAACAGGAUUGUUUACCUUUAUACCAAGAAGGUUGGAAAAGCACCUAAAUCCGCAUGCGGUGUGUGCCCAGGCAGGCUUCGAGGGGUUCGUGCUGUGAGACCGAAAGUCCUUAUGAGAUUGUCUAAGACAAAGAAGCAUGUCAGCAGGGCCUACGGUGGGUCCAUGUGUGCUAAGUGUGUCCGGGACAGGAUCAAGCGGGCUUUCCUUAUUGAGGAGCAGAAAAUUGUUGUGAAGGUGUUGAAGGCACAAGCACAGAGUCAGAAAGCGAAAUAAAUACGCAGCUUUUUUCAAUAAUAAAGGUCAAGGCUUGGUCUGUG